This is a messenger RNA of Emericellopsis atlantica, 3924 nucleotides long. Its product is annotated as mono-functional DNA-alkylating methyl methanesulfonate N-term-domain-containing protein. Gene Ontology annotation, cellular component: U2 snRNP; nucleus. Gene Ontology annotation, molecular function: U2 snRNA binding; protein binding. Lineage: Eukaryota; Fungi; Ascomycota; Sordariomycetes; Hypocreales; Bionectriaceae. The record is from RefSeq and is a predicted model, not a curated record. Bases 1 to 3924 code for a protein of 1307 amino acids. The transcript has 2 exons. Gene Ontology annotation, biological process: mRNA splicing, via spliceosome.
AUGUCGCUCAUCAGGACGAAUGUCCUCAGAAACGGACAAUGGGUCUUUGAGAUGGUUGAUUCCCGUGAUGCCCUCGACACAUCAGCUGAGCCUGGCCAACCAGAGUCCAUGAAAACUUCAACACAACCUCGAUGCGGUCUCCUGUCCACGACGGUAUUCGACAGCCCCAAUGUCAACAAGAUUCUCCCAGUGCGCCUGAGAUCAAACAAGCACAAUGAUAUUGCGUUCAUUAGCGAUCACCAAAUUAUCGUUUGUGAGCUUCAAGAUGCAAACUUCACUCGAGAGAUCUGCAGAUACAGCAACCCGUAUACUCGGAUCAGGAAUGCGGCAGUACUAGGUGCCUACGAUGAGAGAGCAGACGAGGAACGUGCCGCGGUUUCGAGCAGCCUUGAAGAGAUUCUGGGCCGCGAUGCCGCCAGCCAAUGUCUGCCACCACAAAUGCUUGUGCUUACGCUUGCCACCGGUCAAGUUUGUCUGGCGACGAUAGAACACGGCCGUGAGGAGCUCUCAGUGUGCGAGGUCGAACUUCCGCUCGACCACACGGGCGAUCCUUACUUUGGCCACUACCUAUCGGUCGACCCCCGCUCAGAGUACAUCGCCUUAUCAUCCUUCCAGGGACCCCUUAUUGUUCUCAAAGUUAAGUCGUGGUCAGUGAUGAGCGACGAGUACUCCAAAACCGGCCAUCUCUCCCAUGCUGUGGAUGGCGUGGUCAUGCAGCCACUCCACACUGUAUUGGAUUUGCAGUUCCUCCACCCUCCGAAGCCACACAGCACACAGACGAUUCUACUCGCUAUCGUGAGCCAUCGAGGACGAGAUGUGAAACACCGACCAAAGUUCAUGACCUGGGAUUGGGAUGGCGCGACCGAAUAUGCUCGGGUGUUCAGCGACCCACAGAGCCUAAUCCCACGAGCGCAGAUGCUCAGGGGGCCGCAAGGUCAAAUACCUCUCAUGGUGAUACCACUGUUAUGGGGCCAUGUCUUCUGCGCCUUGUAUCAGGACUACCUCGUCCUAGUGCAAGGGCCGUCGCCCAGCGCCACCAUGGAGCUUCUCGACUUCCCACCACAUGCGCCGUCUGAUCGCCAUCACGGAAAGAGCCGCCCUUUGUGGACUGACUGGUCUCGGCCAUUCCGCAGGAAAGAAUACCUGGAAAACUCUUCGAUAGAUGUCCUCCACCUUCUGAGAGAGGACGGUCUUUUGUUGCAGAUGGAGGUUGACAUUGGGGAGUCGCCCAUGUUGCCCGUCUUUCACAUUGAAGAAUUCCUCGACGUGAGCGCGCGUUGCCUGUGCUCUGAUGUAGUGUAUGGGAAUUCCGACCUCUUGUUCAUCGGAGGAGAGUCAGGUCAGGGCGGGAUAUGGGAGAUCAAGCCGCGGGGAGCUCCCGAGCUGAAGUCACGUCUUCCUAGCUGGACGCCCAUCGUUGACGUGACCAGCACGACUUUGGUGACGAAAUGGGAUGCACCUAAUACUUCGACACCCCACUCAUCCCAGAAGCAGAUCAAAGACAGAUUGUUCUUUGCAUCCGGGCGAGGCAAAGAUGGUGCGAUUGUCGAGUCUCGUUACGGACUCAGAGCGAGGAUCGGUAUUGAGGUCGACAUUGGGGAACCGAUCCGGCAAGCCUGGAUAUUUGCUGACAAUGGCCGCAAAGAUGACAACGGUGUCUGGGUGCUUGCGGCUCUCCCCGACUCGACGAAGCUGCUAUAUAUUCCCGAUCAGUACGACGAGAUUCUGGACGAGACCGCCAGCGGCGCUUCCUUUGGCUGUUCCUCGCGCACACUGUGCGCUGGUCAGCUACCGUCUGGGAUGAUUGUCCAAGUCUCUGAAGGCUGUGUGACACUUGUCACUGGCUCUCAGAGUUCCAAACAUGCUUUCAAGGACAUUCUCAAAGCCCCACAAGUGGUGGCUGAGAAUGGAUGCUUUAUGAACGAUCUUGUGGCCGUGUCAGCACAAGAUGAAGACGGGACAGCUUUGCACGUUCUGCAAAUUGACCAAAUGCACGUUGGUCACAAGUCUUCGUUGUGCGUUGGAGGUGAUGUGAGCUGCAUUGCGCUACUCUCUAUCGGCGAGCAGGCUUGUGUGGUUGUAGCAACGUCUCCACAGAGCGGCCCAACGCUGUCAAUAUACACUCUCCAGGGGGAGCUUGUAAAGGAGCACACAAUCGACAAUGGACCUGGAAGUCUGGAGUCCUUGACGAGCAUCGAAGUACUAAGCAAUGCCACAGGGGAGGAUGCUCGCUUGGUUGCAGGUACUCGUUGUGGAAAUUUGUUGACACUGACAUUGUCAGUUGACCCGACUUUGCGCUUGAGUUGUGUUGCAGAAAGGGUGGGCUUGAGCUCAGUGCAAGUCUUCCCGCCUUCUGAUAUCCAGGGGGGACGGGGGAUCUCCUUCAUAGCCUGCGAGGACAGGCUGGUGCGACUCAGCAUAACCUCCGUGCAGGAUGAUAUCGGUCAUUGCAAAGACAUUGUGUGGCCGACGAAUGCGGGAGACCUUUCUCUGGCUGCUCCGCCGGUGCACUCUGUCUCUGUCGCUUUUCCCCCGACGACGCCUGCGUCGCCGUUGUUUCUUCUCGCUGGGGGCACGAAGCUAUAUCUAGCGGACAUGGAGUCUCAUGCGGCGCCUGUGCCGCGUGUCCUCCCGCUUUCUCAUACGCCAACUCGGAUUAUAUACUCGCAUAGUUGGAAUUGUCUCGUCGUUGCUUUGCAGACAAGCGAAGGAAUCGAUUUGGCGUUUGUCGAUCCCGACACGGGGCUUACCAUAUCAAAGCCUAUUGGGCUUGACAAGGAAGAAGGGACCCUCUCCUCAUUUGACCAGCCAGGAGACAAGAUCCUCGCACUGACCGAAUGGGUGUAUGAGAAAGACGGGCAAACAUUCUCAUACAUUGCAGUGGGCACGGCAUAUGCGCGCGUCGCCAUUGUGCAUGUGAGCCCUAUCCGUAUUAAGGACGCAUCUUGGGACUCGCCAAGGACACUGGAGCAUGCCGUGCGUCACAGACUGAAAGGCCUCGAUGGUCCGGUGACUUCCAUCGUGCCUGAUGACCAAGGUUUCAUCUAUUGCGCUGGGCUGAUACUCUGUCGCGUGGUGCUCGACCCCCAAACGAAGAAACUCCGAUCUGUCAAGACAUUUCAGUUGCAGUCUCCAGCUGUCAGCAUGGCCAUAACCGACAACAAGCUCAUGGCUUUGACGCAAUCCCAUUCGUUACAUGAGAUCGAUUAUCAGAGUCGUCCAGAGAGGCAGGACAUGGAACUCUUGCGCGGCGAAGAGAUGCUCCGGCCAGGAGCCCAUAUGAUUCAGGUGGGAGCAUCAAGAGAGAGUGAAUCAUGGCCCAUCACUCUUGUCUCGGACCUCAACGGAUGUGUCUAUGGCCUAUGGACGUCACAAGGGUCGGGGAGAAAAGACAUUGUCACCUUGUUCGAAGGUACUAUGCAUAACUCAAUACGCCGCUUCGUGCGAGCUGAUUGUCGGCCAAUAUGGCAGAGAACGUCAGGCCAGUCCCAGGGCGAGACGUACGGUGUCCUACGCACGAGUGUUGACGGCUACUCUGACAUCUUUGGGGUGUCCGUCGACGGGUGCCUUCAUCACUUUCGAUUGCUAAGUAUCGAACUGUGCCGAUACCUACAGUUGGUGCAGCAAUUGUGUCGAGGAAGCGGACCAGCUCAGGGAAACAGGAGCGCGCAGAAGCAUCAUUCUACGGGUGGUGGCUCGCCUGCGUUACAUGUCAACGGCUUCCUGCUGAAGGAUUGUCUGAGGUCAAGGCGAUUGGAAGAAGUCACGAAAGACAGCUUCUUGCCAUUCUGUUGCUGCCUAGAUGACAUUGAGGGAGGGAAGUAUACCCAGAGCUUCAGUUCUGUUGCAGAAGACACUCGCGCGGAGGAAUACUACAAGCUAGGAUACAAGGUCCUGGCAUUCGUUCUGACUCCAGCCGUGUGA